AUGAAUGCCUGGCUUGCCGACACCUCGAAUAUUCCUGGCCAGGAUAAUGGCGCCUUUCAUCCUAACACGAUAGACCCCUCAACUGCUUUUCUCCAUGGCUCCCCGACUCAGGACCCAUCCCAAUUCCAGCGCAUGUUCAAUGGCAUGUCGCGAAAUGCCUCUCCGGGCUUCCACAACCCAAACCAGGUGAUUCCAUCAAAACGAACGCGACCGGAAGAUGGCAUGCCCAUGUCGCCUAGGCCAGCACCGGGAGGCGUGACAGUGUCGCGAUCUCAAACUCCCCAAGUGCCAUAUCCGGGGUAUCAGGGUCCAGCAAAUGGCAACGCCCAAUUCCAACAACAUCCCAACCCUUACCAGCAUCUACAGCAAGGUGCAUCUCCCAACGUGACGCAGUCACCUAUUAUGCAAGACUUCGACCAGCAAAGCAUUCGCAUGGCGACGGCUUCCCCUAGCCCUUUCUCGCCUGCCGGACCCCACGUUGGCACCCAGAUGUCUCCGUCGCAGUCAGAUAAUGGAAACCGCGUACACACACCCCAGAACGGCAACUUUAUGCAGGGACAGCAGUUCGGUGGUAUGCCACAGGGGCCUGGAAUGACCUCCGCAGCCGCUCAACCCUCAAUGCAGGCGCAACAGUUUGGUGGCAUGCCCCAAGUGCCAGCGGGAUAUCACCAAGCUCUGGCGAGUCAGCAACAGAGACUGCAAGCCAUGCAGGCACAAAACCAGCCCCGGCAGAUGAACCCCAACGCUGCAAUGGCGGGACGGCCGGUUUCUGGGAUGAAUCCGAUGGCCAAUCCUCAACAAAUGAGCGGGAUGAGACAGAUGGCACCGAAUAUGGCACAGAACAUUCCGAAGCCCAGUAACCCAGAAGGAUUCAUGCGAUCUCUCCAGAAAUUUAUGAUGUCCCAAAACCUCCCGAUUGACCCAAAUCCUAUGGUCAGUGGGCGUCCGAUCAACCUCGUUCAACUUUAUGCCUCCGUGAUGAAGUUGGGAGGUUCGAAGAAGGUCACAGCAAUGAAUAUGUGGCCAGUAGUCGCACAGCAGCUACAAUUUCCGCAGAUGCAGUUCCCCAUGGCGGCCCAGGAAAUUCAAAGUCACCAUUCCAGAAAUUUGGGCCCCUACGAACAAGCUUUCCUCAACUCGCAGCAAAAACUUGCGGGCCAGAUGCAGCCACAAGGCGGUCUACCACGACAAUCAAGUGACGCAUCAGGGAUGCAGUUCCAAUCUCCCUCUGUGAAGCCAAGCCCAGGCUUUGAUCAACAACAGCACAUGACACAGUCCCCUCAAAACAACACCCCAACCCAUAAUAACGGCCAAAUGAACCCAGCCAAUGGAUUUGCUACACCGACACCACGAGGUCAAAGCAGGCCAGGUCAGGCUGGACACCGACCAAGUAUCUCUCGAAGCUCGCAACCCCCUGGCCCACCGACAGAAGGUGCUGCCGGACAAUUCCCGGUUCCCUCUCCUUCGCAAUCUGGUAAGGGUGUUACGCCAACCCCAGGGCAAACAGAAGCGAAGCCCGAGAAGUUCACCAAGCGACCUAUUGAGGAGACCUUCAAACCUCUGGUUUUGAAAGGAGGUCGUAUGCACGGUCCUAUUGCUGUUGAUGAGAUGUACCAGAUUGGCGACGACAUCUCAAGACUCAAGCCAGACGUACCAGGAUUUGGAGAAUUAGGAAUAGUCGAUAUCCACGCGCUGACCAUGGGCCUCAAAUCUGGGAUGUUUGCCGAAAUUCGAGUGGCACUGGACACCCUUACCACUCUUUCUGGUGAACCGUCCGUACAGAUCUCCCUGGAGAAUUGUGACGAUCUGGUAGAGAGCCUGAUCGACUGCGCAGAGGAACAGGUCGACCUGCUAGCGCAACAUACCCCAGAGGAGUCUGAUACCAUGUCUUUACGUUCAUACGACGAAAUCACCCGGGAUUGUCAUGCUGAAAACACAUCACUGAAAGAUGUUCCUGAAUUCGGGAGCAUCGAGUAUGAGCUUGACCGGGCUGUGGAUCGGCUUAUCUGUAUCACCACCAUCCUGCGCAACUUCUCCUUCAGCGAGACGAAUUUCUUGCCUCUCGGUAUCCCUCCUGUUGCUCAAUUGUUUGGUGAUGUCUUCCGCUAUAUGGGGACUCGCAAGAUGUUCCUGCGGUCGUCUCUUAACACCUUGGACUUUAUGAAAGACGCAGUGAUUUUGUUGAGCAACCUGGCUCAUGUUGUUCAAAUCCCUGGCAAGGAGGAAGCACUGAGUUUGUUGACUUUCCUUCUUGCCUUUGCACCUGGUUCCGGAUCUACAUCUGCCUCUGGAAAAGUUAUGUUUACGGCGUUCAAUUCUUCUGUUGAUCGAUACACUCCGGCUGCUGUUGAUGGCCUUGCCAAAAUGCUGGCCAGAGACGACCCGAACCGGACAUAUUUCAAGGCUAUCUUUUCUGGAGAUGGAACUGCACCUCCCCAGCCAGAGCUCUUGACACGUGCAUUUGGCCUUGCCAUUUCCUGCGUCCCUGACAAGAAGCCCAUGUCUGUCGUGGAUGCACGUAAGGUCUUCCUGAUGCAAGGCCUUUUGUCAGCCGAUGUACUCACCACGUUUGCCGAUGGUUCCCUUGCCCAAGCAUGGCUUGACUCUGUCGACGGAUUUGCUGUGCAUCUCCUGCGCCUUUCCUGCGCACUGUGCACUGAGCGUAUCCCACAAAUCAAUAUGCGACAAAGAGGCCAAGCCGAAGCCGACGCAUAUGCCUUCAGCUCGAUCGUCAACCGGGGCCUAGGCGUCCUCCGCCGACUCGCCGAGAAGUCAAAGCAGGUGGACAACACGGCCCCUCUCCGGGUCCCAUCAGGAAUCCUCCCCAGGAAGGAAAGCCUGCUUGGCGCAUUGUUACUUCCCAAUAUUGAUGGCGGUGUUGUUCGCCAGCUUCUCACAUAUGCUCGGUUAGCGGAGUAA
Penicillium canescens is the source of this 2919-nucleotide messenger RNA. RefSeq names its product putative ARID/BRIGHT domain protein (SWI1). Gene Ontology annotation, molecular function: transcription cis-regulatory region binding. Gene Ontology annotation, cellular component: nucleus; SWI/SNF complex. The transcript has a single exon. The coding region runs from base 1 to 2919 and encodes 972 amino acids. NCBI's taxonomy places the organism in Eukaryota, Fungi, Ascomycota, Eurotiomycetes, Eurotiales, Aspergillaceae. Gene Ontology annotation, biological process: regulation of transcription by RNA polymerase II. The record is from RefSeq and is a predicted model, not a curated record.